AUGGAGGCUUUAAAGCCCAAUAUCAAAGUACUGAAAAAGCGUCGCUCGAGUCUUUUUGCAACCAUAAAACGGGAAGUGAGUUUCUCACACAGCAUUGAAGACCAGGAUUGUGAGUUCCCCUUUUCACAGGACAGCUCUAUAAAACCAUGGACAUCUAUGGAAAACCUUGAUGCACCUGAUGAGAAAAAAAAGACGGGAAAAGAUCAGGAAAAACCUGUGAAAAAUCCUAGGAAAUCAAACAUUGUCAACCUUAAUGUAGGCGGAAAGGUAUUUCACAUUCCGACGCAUUUGAUCCUCAAACACCCAAAAACCAGGAUUGGAGUCCUUGUCCUCUGUAAAGAUCCGGCCAAACGUCUGACGCUCUGUGACGAUUACAACGUUCAGAACAACGAGUUCUUUUUCGACAGGGACCCCAUGUUUUUCCACUACAUCUUCCACUUCUACUGCAGUAAUGUCCUGUGGGUGAUGGAUAGUCUCUGCCCUAUCCACUUUGAACAAGAGAUGUUAUUCUGGGGGUUAAAACUGAAGGACACUCCAAGGUGCUGCCGCAUUCUGUUUGAGGAGAAAGUAGACGACAUCAGAGACCAACUGAAGGUGAACCAGGAGUUGAUCGAUGAGAUUAAGCCUCACCAAGAUGACGAUGGAUACAAGAAGAUGUUUCUCGGAGGCUUAAGGAAGAUCCUCUGGGACUUGAUGGAGGAUCCUUACUCCUCACUAUCAGCAAAAGCAUUUGCCGUGUUUUCCAGUCUCUUUGUGCUCAUCUCCAUUGUUGCCAUGACAAUGAACACAGUAAAUGAACUGAGGCAGUACAAAAUUGGAGGCAAAACCUACAUGGAGUGGGUAGAGAUAUCUUCCAUCCUUUUCUUCACCUUGGAGUACUUCUUGCGUUUACUCACCACAUCCAACAUCAAGCAUUUUCUGAAGAGUGCCCUGAACUUUGUUGACGUGGUCGCUGUAAUGCCCUACUUCCUCCAGAUCAUGUUUGAAACAUUUGUAAUGGACUCAGAAGACAUUGGUGCAAAAGAGGAUUUGAAGGCCAUGGCGAGGGUCAGCAAAAUCAGCAAGGUGCUCAAGGUGGUCAAGUUGAUGCGCAUCUUUCGUAUUUUGAAGCUUGCUCGUCACUCAACAGGCAUGAGGGCUUUUGGCUUUACCAUCCGACAGUGCUCUGAGCAGGUGUGCUGUCUGUUUCUGUUCAUCGCCAUGGGCAUCUUCACCUUCUCUGCUCUGAUGCACUCUGUGGAGAUCGAUCAGCCUGGAACACCGUUCACCAGCAUACCAGACGCCUGGUGGUGGGCAGCGGUGAGCAUCUCUACUGUGGGCUAUGGGGAUGUGGUCCCUAUCUCCUAUAUGGGCCGCUGUGUGGCGUUUGGAUGCAUCUCUUUUGGCAUCAUCCUCAACGGCAUGCCCAUCUCCAUCCUGUUCAACAAGUUCUCAGACUAUUACGCUAAACUGAAGGAACAAGAAUACACAUAUUCAAACACUGUGCGCUCAUUCCAGCUCAAGAAACGUCUGAGGCGCAAGUUUGACAACUGCUUCGAACCCCAGCUGGAGGAGUCUGACGACGAGAUUCACUAUCGGCCCAUUGGAAGGCAAACUGUCCACGAGAGCGAGGACUUAGCUGCCCAAUAGUUUAAACCUUGCACAUUCUGAAAGGCCUUAUCACCAAUGGGUGGGGAAAUCGUGAGACAGUGUCUGCCUCCCAAUUUACAGCCUACGUGAUUUAAGACAAUCCAGGGGAGGGGGCAAUGGAGGCGGUGGCAAGUUGAGAUAAGCUUUAAGCUUCAGCUUUGCAGUAGGUACUGUUUGCACGCUAUGGCCGAUGACUCCUCUGUCAAAUGGACAAGAUGCUCCUGCUGGACAGCUUGUUGUCGGCUUCCAGGAAUAGUACUCGACUGCUACUAAUUCCAGCUUAACUGAAGGAGGAGGUCAAGGAAUAACAUUAUUAAGAAGCAAUGUCAUACUUUAAUCAAUUUAACAGGAAGUGCUAUACAUAGUCUAUUUUAAACAGCUAAUCUCUUGACAUUCUUGAUUUUCCACACAACUGCAGUAUAGCCUUGAUUUAAAUACCAGUCAGUUUUAGCAUUGUAGUCAUUGCCUUCUACUUUUCUAGUCUAAGAAAAUACAAAUGUACAAGCAAUAAAGCCUCACAGAU
Gymnodraco acuticeps is the source of this 2152-nucleotide messenger RNA. RefSeq names its product potassium voltage-gated channel subfamily V member 2. The record is from RefSeq and is a predicted model, not a curated record. Gene Ontology annotation, molecular function: delayed rectifier potassium channel activity. NCBI's taxonomy places the organism in Eukaryota, Metazoa, Chordata, Actinopteri, Perciformes, Bathydraconidae. Bases 1 to 1629 code for a protein of 542 amino acids. The transcript is spliced from 4 exons. Gene Ontology annotation, biological process: protein homooligomerization; potassium ion transmembrane transport. Gene Ontology annotation, cellular component: voltage-gated potassium channel complex; membrane.